This is a messenger RNA of Paramecium primaurelia, 952 nucleotides long. NCBI's taxonomy places the organism in Eukaryota, Ciliophora, Oligohymenophorea, Peniculida, Parameciidae. The record is from the annotation of a GenBank genome assembly.
AUGAAUGAAAACUAGCACAAAUAUAUUUAGAUAUUUAGAACCAAUGAAUCUAAGAAUGAUAAUUCUAUAAUUAAAUAGUUAAGAAAAUCUAUUGUAAAAAAAUAACUUCCUCUUUUAACAGAUGCUCAAAAUACUUAACCUUCCUCAAACAUUUAAAUAGCAACUUAAAGAAGCGAAAUGUAAAGAUCUGGUAAGAUAUUUGUGUAGAAGAAAAAUAAAUUAGAGAGCAAUAGAAUUUAAAGAGAAAGAGAAUGCUAGAGUAUUUAUUAAACAAUUGUAAACUAAAAAGUUACCUAAAAAUAUACUCUUAUUGAACUAUUUAAAAAUUUUAUAGAAAAUUUCACUCAAAUAAUCAAUAUCAAAAAUGAGAAGUAUGCUCUCAAUAUAAUUUUGAAGCUUAUAUAAAGCAUACCUAAAAUCUAGGAUGUUUUAGAUAUUCACAAAAGCAAAUUUUAAGGAAUUACAGCUGAUUAAAUGAUAAAAUAAUUGAUCCAUCAUUGGUUAGACCAAUCAAUAUUUUAAGAUUAUAGAAAAUUUAAGUUGGAUCCAAUUUAUAUAACUUCAGUUGAUGAAAUUAAUAAAAAGUUUGAAGAAACCUUAUUAAAUCUCUAUGAUGAAUAAAUUAAUUAAUUUUCAAAUAGAAUGAUAAACUAAAUCUUUUCAUUAAAGUAAAGAUAGUUAAAUUUAUUAUAGAGAAAAAUAAUUUUAUAUUGAAGGAUAAGUGAAACUAUCAAAUAGAGGAAACUAAUAAUUAUAUUAGAAAACAUUAUAGUUAAUAGAUCGCAAACCUAAUUACAGAGCAUUAACUUCUGAUGUAGUUGAACGGUUAUAGAUUUAAGAAGAAAAACUAGGAAAAUUUGAUUUAAUACAAAACAAAGAAAGAAGAAAGCAAAUGAGUUUAAACCUAUUUGUUUAAAAAAUAAGAGCAAACUCUAAAUAUAUUGAUUAGUGA